UCCACAAGCAAAGCAAUCUCGCCGACCGCUGAGAAGAAUAAGGUCUAACAAUGGCAGUCAGCGAUUCUACCAUCACUUGAACGUCGUCCUUCGAUUUCUCUUCUAAUUAUGGAAUUUCGCUUAUUUUUCUCUUAAGUCAUCAUCUUUUUCUUAUCCUUCCGGCGUUUCCAAGUGACUGAACAAAUUAUUUUUUCAUGAUUAAUCGAUUCUGCACUUGAUUUGAACAAAAUCAAUGGCAUGCUCUGUGCUUCGGCUCCGAAAGGCUACAGCUUUUGGGAUUUCUAGAAUCGUUGAAGCAGAUAAAGGAGGGCUAUGGCGGUUUCAUAUGGAGCCCGGGUUUGGAGACUCUUCGAGAUUAAGAGUUAUGAUAAGGCAAUUGAGCAAGAUCUCGGGUUUCACCAAUUUUGAUUUCACGGGCUCUGGAACCACCUCGAAAUUUGAUUACACUGAUCUCACCUGCCCUCAUUUGUGGUACCCAGUCGCUAGAAAGAAGAACCGCAAGGUCAUUCUGCAUGUCGGCCCAACAAAUAGUGGGAAAACAUAUCAAGCUCUUAAGCAACUCGAGCGGAGUUCUUCAGGCAUAUAUUGUGGUCCUUUGAGAUUGUUGGCAUGGGAGGUAGCCAAACGAUUAAACAAGGCAAUGGUUCCAUGUGAUUUGAUCACGGGACAAGAGAAAGAGUUAGUUGAAGGGGCAAAACACAAAGCUGUCACAGUUGAAAUGGCUGAUGUAACUUCAGUGUAUGAUUGCGCCAUCGUUGAUGAAAUUCAGAUGGUAGGAUGUAAAACAAGGGGCUUUUCAUUUACUCGUGCUCUGCUUGGAAUAGCGGCUGAUGAACUACAUUUAUGUGGGGAUCCAGCUGUUGUGCCUCUAGUUCAAGAAAUACUCAAAGUAACAGGAGAUGACGUUGAGGUGCAUACAUAUGACAGGCUUUCUCCAUUAGUUCCACUGACAGUCCCUCUUGGAUCUUUUUCCAAUAUACAAACUGGAGACUGCGUCGUGACCUUUUCACGUAAAGAAAUAUAUAAAAUUAGGAAAAGAAUUGAAAGCGGCGGGAAGCAUCUUUGCUCUGUAGUUUAUGGUUCACUGCCUCCAGAGACUCGUACAAGACAGGCAACAAGGUUUAAUGAUGAAACCAGUGAGUUCGAUGUACUUGUUGCCAGCGAUGCGAUUGGGAUGGGUCUUAAUUUGAACAUUUCAAGGAUCAUAUUCUCAACCCUCGAGAAGUAUGAUGGUACCGAGUGGAGGGACCUAACGGUAUCUGAGAUCAAACAGAUUGCAGGGAGAGCUGGCAGGUACGGAUCGAAGUUCCCUGUUGGUGAAGUUACUUGUUUAAGGAGGGAUGAUCUCCCACUGCUCCACUCGUCUCUGAAGUCGCCUUCACCUCUCCUCGAGCGGGCCGGACUGUUUCCUACGUUUGAUCUCUUGUCUAGAUAUUCACUUGCACAUCCUGAACAUGGGUUGUACCAGAUAUUGGAACAUUUCGCCGAAAACUCUAAGUUGUCUUCUAACUAUUUCAUUGCCAAUGUUGAGGAAAUGCUGAAAGUUGCCACUCUUGUUGAUGAAUUACCGCUUGGGCUGCAAGAGAAGUACCUUUUCGUCAUCAGUCCUGUUGAUAUGAACGACCAAAUUUCAUCUCAGGGACUUACACAGUUUGCUCAGAACUAUUCGAAGAAAGGCAUCGUAAGGCUCCGCGAAAUAUUUACGCCGGACAAGCUUCAGACUCCCAGAACACAAACAGAGCUCAAGGAUCUCGAAUCCGUUCACAAGGUUUUGGAUCUUUACGUGUGGUUAAGUUUCCGACUUCAAGAUUCUUUCCCUGAUAGCGAACUUGCAGCCUCUCAGAAGGCAAUCUGCAGCUUGCUGAUCGAGCAGUUCUUGGAGGUUCAAGGAGUUCAGAAAGUUGUAAGAAAAUUACGUUCUCGUACUGCCUCCACAUUGUUGUCUGAACGGCGUCUCUGAGAUGCAUCUCCAUGUGUUAUUUCACCAGUUUGGUCAUUGGUUGGUUCUUUAGUUCACCAUUCUACACAGAUGAUAGAAAGAGUCAAAGUAGCAAUCUUUUGUCAGAAACCAGGAGGAAAUUUCCAGCUCUGUUAAGCAAAAUCACAAAUCAAAAGUUACAAUUUAUGUACUUUGCUUCAUCAACAAAUGAAAGUCAAACCAUUCA
Messenger RNA from Tarenaya hassleriana, 2165 nucleotides. RefSeq names its product DExH-box ATP-dependent RNA helicase DExH16, mitochondrial. Lineage: Eukaryota; Viridiplantae; Streptophyta; Magnoliopsida; Brassicales; Cleomaceae. The record is from RefSeq and is a predicted model, not a curated record. Bases 233 to 1960 code for a protein of 575 amino acids. Gene Ontology annotation, molecular function: hydrolase activity, acting on acid anhydrides; ATP binding; RNA helicase activity. Gene Ontology annotation, biological process: RNA catabolic process; mitochondrial RNA 3'-end processing. The transcript has 16 exons. Gene Ontology annotation, cellular component: mitochondrial degradosome.